This is a messenger RNA of Anopheles marshallii, 588 nucleotides long. RefSeq lists its product as uncharacterized. The record is from RefSeq and is a predicted model, not a curated record. Gene Ontology annotation, molecular function: odorant binding. NCBI's taxonomy places the organism in Eukaryota, Metazoa, Arthropoda, Insecta, Diptera, Culicidae. The coding region runs from base 1 to 588 and encodes 195 amino acids. The transcript has 5 exons.
AUGCAUUCGACUGCCCUUGGGCGAGUUUGUUCACUAGUGGUUAUUGCUCUCAUUCAGGUAUUUGCCAUAGUAGACUUCAACUUCGAUGACGAUCCUAAAUCUGAUGCACAGUUCUGCUGCAUGGUGGAGCACACGUUUCCACAGGAACCGUUUCGUACGUGCUACGAGCAGCACAAAAAUUCUCCCGAUAAUAAUGAAACGGCCUGGUGCAUUCAUCAGUGCUACUACAAUGCGAUCGGAAUGUUUUCCAAUGGUGACAAACUUGAGAUAGACAACUAUCUGCAGUACAAGGACAGCCUGGAUGCAGCGCGGCAAGAUCCAUUUACCUUUGCGCUAGCGGUUUGCGUAAAGCUUACGAUCAAGCUGAUCAAGCAUUUUGCGGCUAGUGGAAAGGAACUGCCAUGCAGUCCCAUCCCUUACCUGUUCAACCGCUGCUUGAUGGAGGUUGACAUGGUAAACUGUCCACUAGAUCAGUGGCUAAACUCUACUUUUUGUGAUGCAUUGACGAAGAAAAUAAAGUCAAAGUACGGUGAGGGUAUAAGGUACGAUGAGGUGAAAAGAACUAGUGGAAAUCCUUCAGACAGAUAA